Molecule: messenger RNA, 720 nt
Organism: Globicephala melas (long-finned pilot whale)
Lineage: Eukaryota; Metazoa; Chordata; Mammalia; Artiodactyla; Delphinidae
Product: nmrA-like family domain-containing protein 1
Cellular component (GO): nucleus
Source: RefSeq, a predicted model, not a curated record
AUGCGGAUGCCUCCCAAAGGUGGCUCUGUGGCCAGGGCCAUUUUGGAGAGCAAAAAGUAUGAGGUGAGAGCACUGGCCAGGGAUGUGACUCAACCAAAUGGGCAGGUGCUCCGGGACCUUGGGGCCGAGGUGGUAAAAGGCGACCUGAAUGACAAAGCAUCAGUGGAGACCUUGAAAGGAGCCUUCAUGGUGACCAACUUCUGGGACCAUUUCAGCAAAGAGAAAGAAAGACUGUGGAAGGGCAAGAGUGGAAACAAGGAGCCCAAAUUUGCAAUAAUCCAAGUCAGAGAUGAUGGUGGCUUAGACCAGGGUGAUAGCAGUGAGGAUGCACUGCCCAUGGGGGAUGUACCAAUGGAUGGUAUCUCUGUUGCUGAUGUUGGAGAGGUCAUCUGCAGCAUUUUUAAUUUGCCAGAGAAGUUUGUAGGCAAGACCGUGGGUCUCAGUGCAGAAGCACUAACAGUACAGCAAUAUGCUGAUGCUUUGUCCAAGGGUUUGGGGAAAGAAGUCCGAGAUGCAGAGAUCACCCUGGAAGCUUACGAGAAGCUAGAAUUUCCUGCAGCGAAGGAAAUGGCCAAGAUGUGUCAUUUCUAUCAAAUGAAGCCAGACUGUGAUAGCAAGCUCACCCACCGACUGAACCACAAAGUCAAAAGCUUCAGCCAGUUCAUCUCAAAGAACCAGUCAGCCUUGAAGGGCAUUUACGCUGUUCACACAGGCCCCUGA